This is a messenger RNA of Tupaia belangeri chinensis (Chinese tree shrew), 3616 nucleotides long. It is a transcript of the gene LRRC66, whose product is annotated as leucine rich repeat containing 66. Bases 344 to 2932 code for a protein of 862 amino acids. NCBI's taxonomy places the organism in Eukaryota, Metazoa, Chordata, Mammalia, Scandentia, Tupaiidae. The transcript is spliced from 5 exons. The record is from RefSeq and is a predicted model, not a curated record. Gene Ontology annotation, molecular function: protein binding.
UGCUCUCGGUGUUCACGCAGUCUCUCUGGAGUCCCGGGACUGAGACAGCUGCGCGUUCUCAGGUGGGAUAGCCCUGCCCCUGUGCACAGCAGAAGGCCUCGCCCAGUGUCCCCAGGAACCGUGUGCACUGCCACCUGGGCAGGAUGCUAGAGCCCAGGGAUGAAAGGGUAAAGGCUUGUCAGAGGCAGGCUCUGUGGCAGGGGGGCGGAGCCUGGAGGCCCAGGUCUCAAAUCCCCACCUGGCUGGAUCCAGUUAGAGACCCGCUGGAAAACCACCCGGAUCUCCAGGUACGCCUUAGAAGCCGUGCUGCUGUUGUGAUUUUUCCCGUGUCUCCACACCGCAAAUGGUCUCUGUAGACUUUUCUCCUUCUUGCCGGCUCCUCUUUCUUUCAGGCAUUAUGGAAAACCUCUAUUUCAGAGUUAUUACCAUAGUUAUGGGUCUUUAUUUUACUGAAACAAUGACAAAUCCACCAAGAAAAGGCCGCAUUUUGUUCAAUUCUGAGUGCCAAUGGGAGGAACAUCUGACAAAUUGUUCUCUCACUAUGAAAUACAACGGACCUUCGGACGUCUCCCGGACAGCAGCCACGCUGGAUGUGAGCUGCAGCUCCCUUAGAGUUCUCUUGCAGUCUCACACGGAAAAAGGACGGAAAGUAAAACAUCCGGGCCUCGUUAGCAGUCUCCUGUCAGGAAUAUCCUCCAGCGCGCUCGCGCUUUUACAUGCUUCGGACACACUGGACCUCAGCGGCAGCGCCAUCCGCUCCCUGGCGCUGCACUGCCCCAGUCCUGGGUCCUCCUGGGUCCAACACCACAGAGGCAGCUUCGGAAAUGGGAUUCCAUUUCUAAAGGCGCUAAUUCUUCAAAGCAAUAAACUCAGCAACACGCCAGAGGGGCUAUGGCAUCUGAAGUCAUUGCGGAGUCUGGAUCUGUCAUUCAACGAGAUACUGCGAAUUGGGCUGUCUGAUUUCCAUAACUGCCGGCACCUGGAGAGACUGUCUUUAAAAGGCAACAAGAUAUUCAGAAUUCACCCAGAAGCCUUCAAGGACCUCAAAAACUUACAGGUGGUUGACCUCAGCGGCAAUGCUCUGACCACCAUCCUACCCAUGGUGACCCUCGCUCUGGAACAUCCCCAUCUGGAGGUGAACUUGGCUGAUAACCCAUGGCAGUGUGACAACUGGACGGCAAUCUUCCAAAGUUUUACUUCUGGAUCCUGGAGGAGGAAGUGGAGUGUACUUUGUAACACGCUGGUUGAGAAUGAGGAGGUGUCCUGGGCGGCUCCGGGAAGCAGAACUUCCAGGGAGCCCCACCGCCCUCAGAUUCAUCGGAACCACCUGACAGACAGCAGAAGCCGCCAAGCAGGGAGGCCCCAGGAGGGACCGCGCAGGCACGUGGCCACUCUGAGGACCACGGUCGUCGCAGACUCGGGUCCCGGGGAGAGGCAGACGUGGCGGGGGAGGGCGGUUCGACAGGCCCAGGACGUGGGUGCUGCGGGCAGGAGGGACAGUGCUGGCCGGGACAGCCUGGCGCUGGCGGUGUGCCUGUCGGUGUUUGUCACGUUCCUCGCGGCGUUCUGCCUGGGGGCCUUUUGCAGGCCUUAUAUUGACAGACUGUGGGGACAAGGAUGCCAGGACCACAGCCCCCACGCUGGGGCCGGGCACUUUAACGAGGGCUUCUACGAUGACGUGGAAGUUGCGGGGAACAGGCAGCCCCCAAGGUCAGAUCAGCCCCGAGUCUUCCACGACCCCCACCUCUAUGAGAGCCAGGACUCCUUCUCAGUGACAGAGCCAUGGCCACAGGCCGCUGUCACCCCUGAGGGAACUCUGGGCAGCAGUCAGCAGAGCCUGGGACAACACGGGAACCCCACGAGGGCCACAAGCGGAGUCGAUGCCACGCUUCCAAAGGACAGCGCAGCAAGCCCCCUGAGUGAUGACAAUGAUGACCACACCUACAGCCAGGUUGUCCUCAGAGGACUGAACCGGGACGCUGUGGACGGGGAGGGUCCUAUCAGUGAGCGUCCAGCAGGCCCCUCACACAGGGGCCCUGGCUGGAGUGAGUUGGACGCGCCCCUCUCAGGGGAAACGCCAGCUCCUCUCUCUGAAAAGCAAACCUACGCAAACACGCAGGGGACUGCAGAGAACAAGGACACGAGGGCCACGGGAUGGUUACCUUGGGCACCUGCAGGCCCGCAGGUGCAGGUCACCCGGGAAAUGCAAGGACGCACCGUGGAGGGUCUGCCCAGCAUGCAGGGGACCCUGGGGACGGGCGCUGAGGCCCUGUGCCCUGCCCAUGGCAGUGAGGUACCUGGAGGUACCGACCCAGGGCCCAGCGGCAACCCAAACGCCACUUCUGCUGACGAGGGCCCAGGGACACUUUCUGACUUUCAGUGUGUGCGGGUGUCCCGCCACCAUUCGGAUUCAGAUUCGGAUUCCGAUGAAGGCUCUUUGUUUACUCUGAGCUCCUCCAACUCAGAGGAUGCCGGGACAGGGUUGGGGACUGAAGGAGAGGAACCCCAAGAGGAUGCCACCUCAGGGGGAAGCCAGAACAGAGCUGUACCUUUCAGAAGUCCUGAGGGCAGCAUCACCUUCCAGAAGAUUCUGCAGAAAGGGGAGAAGCCAGAAGAUCUCAUUUCGGGUCCGGACUCUGCUUUGUGUGAGACUCAGGUGCAGAAUGUCCCCGACACCUGGACACCUGAGGAGCCGGAGGCCCUGCCCGGGUCAGCGAGAACUAGUCUGGUAGGUGACCAGAUCCCAGGCACGGCCACCUAUGAGGAUGACACAGCCCAGCCCGAGACCCCACCAUGGCACUGCUCGCUUAGAGACUUGGAAUGGUUUAGUGAGGACAUUUCCGCACGGACACCUCCAUGUCAUGCCGAUGUGGAACCCUCAGACCCCGACGGGAGUGCCAGCCAGGGAAGAGACGUGGGUGUGUCUGAAUAGGAACCUCUCCUUCAGGGGACAGACGCAGCUCAAGGGGACAGUCCUUGCAAGGCAACCACACGGAAAGUGUAAGUCCUUGGCCUUGGGCUUCUUCAGGGGACGCCACGAACUCCAACAGAUGGACAACGAAGCGGAUGAGGGGCUCGUCUGUCCACCCGAGGACAGCGAUGCCAGGAAGGGUGCCCGCCACAUGCAGUCAGCGCAGUGGUGGUCAGAGCCACGCGGCGGCGUCACGGAGGACAGGGAGGGUGUUCUGAGCUGGUUCUGAGAUCCAUGGGCCCUUGUUCCGAGAGUUUCCAGACGCGGCCAGAGCACUAAGAACGCGAGCGCAUUGCCGAGCCUGAGAGUGGAGCGGUACUCGGAGGACAGUCCGUCGCGGUGAGGAGGACAUGGUUCUAACCUGCUCUUGGGGGCCGACCCGGAGCAACCCGAGGGAGCUGACCGAGGAGCAGGUCUGCCCUAACACAGGGACAGGCAGCUUGGCAACCAGAGGGGCUUCGAGUGACGUGUUCAGUACAUACUGACACACUUCGAUACGAACGCUAGGUAGAGUUUUAACCAAUUAUUUGCAAACACUGGCACUUUUUGGAAGCUGAUUAUGAAACUGCAAAAUUAGAAGAAUUCAGAGAAAUUCUAUAUAUUUUUUCCUCCUUGGCACACGCGCUCACCAGAGAGAGACAGAGA